Messenger RNA from Solea senegalensis (Senegalese sole), 2043 nucleotides. RefSeq names its product claudin-10 (gene cldn10l2). The coding region runs from base 351 to 1232 and encodes 293 amino acids. The record is from RefSeq and is a predicted model, not a curated record. Lineage: Eukaryota; Metazoa; Chordata; Actinopteri; Pleuronectiformes; Soleidae. Gene Ontology annotation, molecular function: structural molecule activity. Gene Ontology annotation, cellular component: bicellular tight junction; plasma membrane. The transcript has 4 exons. Gene Ontology annotation, biological process: cell adhesion; bicellular tight junction assembly.
GCAGCAUUGUAUAGUUUUUGCUCAGAUACUAAGUCAAAGAGUGGGAGACUGUUGGACUUUAUAUGCAUCAUCAGAACAAAGAAUAAAAAUGACCUUUACCAUAAGUAUUCUUGCCAGAUACCAUGAAGCAAAAGGGUUGUAAACACUGGCAAGAGAGAGAGAGAGAAGGAAGUGGUGUGAAAUUAGGAGACACACUCCACAGUGUUUACAGUAAACAUAUGACACAACGGUACGGAACUCUUAUCAACACUGCGACAUACCAUACACACUGUCAUACUCACUUCUAAAUCAAACUAGUUUCACUUGCUCGUCGGUGAGGACAGUGGAUGUAAGUGGGUGAUAUUCCAGACAUGAGGAAACAACUGGUGCAAAUACUUGGCUUCUUAACUUCAUCACUGGGAUGGACAUUUGUGCUGUGUACCAUGGCCAUGGACUACUGGAGGAUUACCCAAUUAGGAGGACAAGGAGGCUCCUUCAUCAUUAAGGUGGCCUGGUACUGGUCCAACCUGUGGAAGGAUUGCUUCACUGAUUCUACAGCUGUCACCAACUGUCGAGACUUCCCAGUGCUCUGGAGUGUCACCCCUUUUGUCCAAGGAGUGCGAGGACUGCUGAUGUGUGGGUUGACUCUGGGAUUCUUUGCUGUGGUACUUAGCUUUCUUGGGAUGGAGUGCACUUUUAUCGGCGGAGGCGAUAAAACCAAAGACAAAAUGCUUUUUAGCGGAGCAGUAUUUCAUGUCGCUGGUGGUGAGUACAAGUCCUACAUGCUCGUUUAUCUUCGCAGAGCGACAACAGAAACGUUUGACCCUCAUUAUUUCUUGGUAUCAACGAAACCUCUGCUCACAGGUGUGUCAAAUAUUGCUGGCUAUUGCUUAUACAUCAACAGGGUCGCCAGAACAACCUUUUCUGCCAGUUUAGGGCCAGGAGUCUUACGGUAUGACCUGGGACCUCCCAUAUUUCUUGGAUUAGUGGGAUGUUUUUUAAUCUUUUUGGGGGCUAUCUUUUAUGCUGUGACCGUCUUCCGCGUAAUCUGUCCUGAAAGUAAAGUGGUGUAUGCCUAUGGGGGAGGCACAUAUAUGGUCCCUCGCUCCAGGGGAAGAACGUACACUGGCUACUACAGACCCUCAUGGCAGUAUGGAUCAUAUCAAGGAUCAGGACCUUCCAACAGCUCUAAGAUUUCAAAGCUCUCUCAGACAACGCCAACAAAAAUGUCAGAAAGAGAUGCAUUUGUCUAAUAUCUCCAAACCUAACCUUAAUUCAUAUGCUUCCGAUUCUGACACCAACAGGACAAACCCAGAAAGACAUUGGAGCUUGAAUUCCAAAUGAAUCACCAAAUGUAAAGGAUGAUAAUACGAAAAUACUCUCAACCUUCUCUUAUGUGUCUAAUUUUUGUGGUCAUUCUCAUUUACUUGUCAUGUUUUUGUAUAUCAUACUCAAUAAAAUUGUGUUUACUAAUUAAAAUUAAUGUAAUUAAUUUACUGUGUUUUUAUUUAGUGAAAUUGGGUAUUGGGGACUUCACCACAGCAGAGUUACUGAAUCACUUUAAAAACACUGUGUGCCUAAAAUUGGAACUGCUUACUUUCAUGAAUGUCCUGUGUCAUUUUAAGGAAGUCCUCGUGACAGAACCUAUGACAAUUUUUACAUUAUAGGAUUGUGAUCCUCAUGAAUAUCAUCUUGUCUCCUCAAAUUGCUUUUUAAGCAAACAUUUGAUGACGUCUGCAUUUACAGUGACAAAAUAAUGACACAUUUUCUUUUAACUGAAAUGCAUAAAUCCCCUCUACCUCUGUGAAAGAUUGAUGAAAUGUCAGAAAGAAUAAUGUGCAGCGCUUGAAAUGUGAAUCAAUCCAGUUUAGUUAAGAGUUUUGUUUAAUUUAAAUUUUUGUGAAACAGGAUCAGGCUUUAACUGAAACACAACAGCUGAAGUCGGACUUGCAGUAAAUGUGCAUAAAACUGAGCCCAUGCUGGCAGACUCCUGGGUAGCAACAACAAACAGAUCCUCGAAGUGACCUUCAUAAAACACAGGCAAAACAUGUAAUGAUAUACACA